AACAAAUUUAGCACAGUUCCCUGUGUGCAAGAUACCAUGAAUUGAGAAUCUACAAUGAACGGCCACAACACCUGGAGACCAUUAUGGGUUCUCCAAAACCCAAAAGCCAGAAAUCAAUAACGCUCACUAUCUGAGUUUCAAAUUUCAAAUGGAGUGGUCUCUCUCACUGGAAUUUUGGUUACUCUCGUUAGCCCUAUAUGACACAGUUUGAGAAUUUAGCUCCCCUCGCUAGAAUUAUUUGAGAAUAUGACCGUUGGAGAAUUUGGCUCCCUCAAAUCCGCGAUCGCGAACACGCACUCUCUCUCUCUCUCUCUACCGGUGGAGUGGAGGGAAGUUCGUGAAGAGAAGCUCGGCUUAGCCACAGACUCGGGAAACUCAAUCGUAUACGCGGCUCAUUUCAAGGUUCAGUCUAUUGGUCCGGGAGAAGGCCCAAUUACAGGAGUUGGCUCUUGGGCCUAAGUGCUAAAACGGACCAAAGAUAUUGUCGUAAUUACCUUUUUCUUACUGUAUAUUUAGAUUAAUACCAAUUUGUUUUUAGUUUUUCAAAUUAUUGAAGUUUUCGAUGUGUGUUCUUAGAUAACAGACCAAAUCCUAGAUUUCUUGCUUAGUUCCUUCAUGCUCGCAUUCACUUUUAUUGAGAAACCGCCAUGGCCGCCGGCUCCGGCGCCAGCAACUCAAACAGACGCAAAGCCAAGAAGAUGAAGAGUAUCUCUCAAAACGAAAAUGACAAGCGUUUCACCCAAGAAGAAAUCCUAACUCUCGUAAACAACGCCGCCGCCGCAGCUCACUCUUUCCUCUCCCAAAACGACAUCCUCCUCCUCCCUUCCCAAACCCUAGCCCUAGAAUCCCUUAUCUCCUCUGCCCUCCUUUCUCUUCGUCGCUUUAACCUCCAACCUCUAUCUCUGCACUCUGCCCCUCAUAAUCCGCCAGAGCCAGGCCAAUGCUGGUUCGGCCGAUUUCUCUCCAUUGCAGGUGCCGGAGAGCACAGUGUUCUCUGGUUUCAUGCCUUCCGCAUGUCCGAACCCUCGUUCACACUCCUCCUCAGGCUUCUCACCCCCGAUCUCAACGCGGCCGCGGUCCAUUCCUCAGUUCCGGCCAACUUCGUCCUUGCCGCUGCUCUCUACCGCCUGGCACACGGAGCCGGCUACAAGGCCUUGGCGAGACGUUUCGGACUCGGCUCCUCUGAAAAGGCGUGCCGAGCGUUCUUUACCGUAUGCAAGGCAAUCAAUGAGAAAUUGGGGCAUUUUUUCGAGCUUCAAUCCGAUCUUGGUAGGAUUUUGGGUGAAUUUGGAUGGCUUUCGCUGCCGAAUUGCUGCGGAGUUUUGGGUGUCGGAAAGUUCGGCGUCGAUGGCGGGAAGGUCUUGGGGGAGAAUGGGUCGCUUUACGUUCAGGCAUUGGUCGAUUCCGCUGGUAGGUUCUUGGACGUCUCCGCUGGUUGGCCGAGCACGUUGAAACCUGAAGUGAUUUUGCACCAAACGAAGCUCUACAUAGGCGUUGAGGAAACGAGGGAGUUGUUGAAUGGGCCUUGUUUGGAGCUCAGCAAUGGCGGAUCGGUUCCUCAGUACGUAUUGGGGGACUCUUGCUUUCCCCUGCUUCCAUGGCUGUUGACUCCUUACACAAAGUCAAAGAAGGAAGGAGAAGAAGAAGAAGAAGAAGAUGGUUUGACUUCAAUGGAGAAAGGUUUUAACUCAGCGCACCUAAGGGCAAUGAGAUUGGUCAGAAUGGCAUUCGGGAAAGUUCGGAAUCGGUGGCAGCUUCUUUCCAAGCAGUGGAAAGAAGAGUGCCUUGAGUUUCUACCAUUUGUGGUCGUUACAUGUUGUUUGCUUCACAAUUUUCUGAUCAAGACUCGUGAGAUUACGGUUGAAGACGAAGAAGAAGAUAUUGGUAACUCAAAGGAAGAAGAAGACGAGGAGGAGGAGGAGAAGCUUCCUGUUUUUAAUGGAGAAAUGAAUGAGAGUGGACAGAAAAUCAGGGACGCGGUUGCCAUGAACUUGAGCCGGGUAUGCUUGAAAAGAUGAAUGUUUUUUCUUGCAUACUAUCAUAGUUGCUUAUUUCUUUCUCUAAUCGAUUACCGAAUCGGUGCAUAUUAAAAUUUUGGGUUGUAAUUUUAGAAUGAUAUGUGCAUAAUGCAUGUAUAAAUGCAAAUUAUGUAUUAGCAAGUACAAUGUAAGCUGAUUUAUGUACAUAUAGAACUAGCUUUUGGUUAAAUAAUAUGAUUUUCUAUCUAA
Messenger RNA from Humulus lupulus (European hop), 2228 nucleotides. RefSeq names its product protein ALP1-like. Bases 648 to 2018 code for a protein of 456 amino acids. The transcript has a single exon. The record is from RefSeq and is a predicted model, not a curated record. NCBI's taxonomy places the organism in Eukaryota, Viridiplantae, Streptophyta, Magnoliopsida, Rosales, Cannabaceae.